AUUUACGGUAAUCUGUUUACGGUUGCUUUUUGAAGAGCUUGUUACACAAAGCUAAGAUCUAUUCAUACUAUAUAAUAUCAUCGUUUGCUUUUCUUUGGCGUUCUUUGACCUUUCUUUUAUUAUUAUUAAAUAUGAAUGCUCAGCGAAACAACGAUGAAGAAGAAGUUAAACAGUUUAUAUCAGAUACACUCCGUAUACAGUUACCAGAAGGCUCACUUCAGGACAUCCUAAAAGAUGGCAUCAUACUUUGUGACUUGAUUCGAGUGUUUUCGCCUGAUGGAUUUAUAGUAAAAAAUGAAGGCAAGACAAAAUUUGCCUACCAAGAUAACAUUGGCCAGUUUCUUCGAGAAGCAGAGAGGCUUCAUAUACCCCCAUCCGACCUGUUUCAAACAGUCGACUUACUGGAAGGAAAGCGAAUGCAAAGCGUCAUUACUUGUUUAUUAGCAAUCCAAAGAAUUAUGCGUGAUAGAAAAUUGAUACCCAACACAAUCAGAGCCAAAAAAAAGAGCAACAAUAUGUUAUUUUUAAAAACAGAAGUCAAAAAAAGAUCAUCUAGCUUUGACCUGACAAAACCUUCGAAAGAUAUAUGUAAAAGUAAGGAAGGCUACGUCAGAUCACAAGUUAAGUCUUUAUCCUGCCAAACUAUUACAGAGAGUUCUCUUCCUUCGCCACCUCACACACGAAGGAACUCUUCAGAAGCAUUGACUAAAAGAGAAGAACCUAAACUAUUACCGAUUCCUCCUAUUCCAGUAGCCACACCAUCAAAAUCCACGCCGACGUCAGACCAAACCAACUCAAACAAUCGAAAGACGUCGUUAAAAAAGAUGGGGGCCUGUGCCAUUGCUGUUCAAAACGAAGAUGGUACACAAUCUGUUUAUGCUCUAGGAAAAAGUAUUGGUAAAGGACAGUUUGGUGAAGUAUUUGGUGGUCUAAACAUGGACACGGGUGAAUAUGUAGCUAUUAAGCGAAUAAAAAGAAAUCAAAUGGAUUGUGAUGACAUGAAUGAAGUAGGUGUUCUCAAGCAUCUAAACCAUGAAUAUAUCGUGCGAUAUAAGGGAUUCUCAAAAGAUAAAGUAUAUAUCAACAUUAUUCUAGAAUAUGUAGAAAUGGGUUCCUUAUUAAACAACAUCAAAGCUUUUGGAAAGUUUCCAGAGAAGCUAGCUGCUUCAUAUACCUAUAAAAUCUUAUCUGGUCUUCACUACCUUCAUUCUCAACAGGUUAUUCACUGCGACCUUAAGGCGGCGAAUAUACUUACUACCAAGACCGGUGGACUCAAACUAACAGAUUUUGGAGUUUCACUCAGCCUGAAAAUGAAAGAUGAUGAAACGACUGGAGAACCAGCGGGUACGCCUAACUGGAUGGCACCUGAAGUGAUCAAACUCGCCGGAGCAUCUACCAAAUCUGAUAUUUGGUCGCUAGGCUGUACGAUUGUUGAAAUGCUAACAGGAAAACCACCUUAUGCUGGUAUGCAUUCAUUUGCUGCCAUGUAUAAGAUUGUAGAAGACGAUGAACCACCUAUUCCAAAAAAUUUAAACUUGUCAGAAGAAGCAAGAGAGUUUUUAACAAGCUGUUUUAGAAAAGACCCCAAAGAUAGACCGAGCGCAUAUGACCUCAUGCGAUACAAGUGGGUGGAGUCCUUCUUCAAGCAGGAUCAGCAGCGUUCACUCAAAAAGAGUAGUAGUGUCAAUAACUUAUCUUGCUUACAUGAGCGCAUCUGUGAACAAUACCCUUCAAAAGCACAAAUGUGCAGCAUAUGUUUUUCAAUGAUUGGAAAAAGUUUAAGAGCUAAACAUUGCCAAGACUGUGGACAAACAAUGCAUGUGUUCUGUAUACCAAGUAAACUAAAAUCAAGCACAAACAAGCUGUACACAGCACUACCGCCAUUAUCCAAUCAGGACGAAUGCUACAUACCAUUACAUAGCCCCAAAUAUAAGUCAGAAGGUUACUCACAAGCAAAAGUAAACAACACUAUACAAAAUAAGUUGAGCAGCCGAAGCAUACACACGGAUUUAGUCAGAAUAGUAAAGAGUAGCGCAGGGCAUAUUUGAGUCAAGCUUGUUUCAAAAUUGGUCCUAGAGUAUUUUUUUUUUUAAAACAAAAAGAUGAUGAAUUCAAACAUCAGCAUACAGAAUGACGCUAUCUAUCGUAUGUAAAUUGAAGAAAUAUUGAAUCAUUAAUGAUACAAGACUUUAUUUAGUGUCUCUCUUUCUCGAUCACUAAAAUGUAGAUAACAUCAGUAUCAUAACCAGAGACAUUAAAAUUAAACUGCAGAUCUCUUAACAAUGGAGAAUGUUUCCUUUCAUUUAU
Molecule: messenger RNA, 2307 nt
Organism: Rhizopus microsporus ATCC 52813
Lineage: Eukaryota; Fungi; Mucoromycota; Mucoromycetes; Mucorales; Rhizopodaceae
Product: Pkinase-domain-containing protein
Exons: 13
Coding region: 132-2048 (638 amino acids)
Biological process (GO): protein phosphorylation
Molecular function (GO): protein binding; protein kinase activity; ATP binding
Source: RefSeq, a predicted model, not a curated record